UCUUUUCUUUAUAUAUAUACAUACAUGUGGUUAAUAUUUCAGUUUCGUAGUCUAUGUGAAACACUCCAAGAAGAAGAGUAAGAAAAAAACAAUAUGGAUCAGAGCCAUUUAAACGCAAGUCAAUCAAGAUCUGUAGAUCGCAAAACUAUUGAGAAAAAUAGAAGGAUUCAGAUGAAAAACCUCUACUCAGAACUCAACUCUCUUCUUCCUCAAACUUCUAGGGAGUCUUUGGCACUGCCUGAUCAGCUAGAUGAAGCUGCAAACUACAUCAAGAAGCUACAAGUGAACGUGGAGAAAAAGAGAGAAAGGAAGAGGAAACUUCUUGCGACUACAGCUUUCGAGAAAUUGAAUUCCACUGGAUCUUCAUCGAUGUCUUCGAGUGUGGACCUCUCCAUGCCAAGAAGGUUACCUAGAAUCGAGAUUCAAGAAACCGGUCCGGUUCUUCACAUCUUUCUU
Brassica oleracea var. oleracea is the source of this 456-nucleotide messenger RNA. RefSeq lists its product as uncharacterized. The annotation marks the transcript as partial. The record is from RefSeq and is a predicted model, not a curated record. Lineage: Eukaryota; Viridiplantae; Streptophyta; Magnoliopsida; Brassicales; Brassicaceae. Gene Ontology annotation, biological process: regulation of transcription by RNA polymerase II. Gene Ontology annotation, cellular component: RNA polymerase II transcription regulator complex. Gene Ontology annotation, molecular function: protein dimerization activity; RNA polymerase II transcription regulatory region sequence-specific DNA binding; DNA-binding transcription factor activity, RNA polymerase II-specific. The transcript is spliced from 2 exons.